This is a messenger RNA of Lineus longissimus, 3013 nucleotides long. Its product is annotated as poly(ADP-ribose) glycohydrolase-like. Gene Ontology annotation, biological process: carbohydrate metabolic process; regulation of DNA repair; nucleotide-sugar metabolic process. Gene Ontology annotation, molecular function: poly(ADP-ribose) glycohydrolase activity. The coding region runs from base 190 to 2286 and encodes 698 amino acids. Gene Ontology annotation, cellular component: cytoplasm; nucleus. The record is from RefSeq and is a predicted model, not a curated record. NCBI's taxonomy places the organism in Eukaryota, Metazoa, Nemertea, Pilidiophora, Heteronemertea, Lineidae. The transcript is spliced from 18 exons.
GUCUUAUAAAUGGUUAUCUUUAGGUUGAAUUUUGGGUCCUAUUCUCCUUUUUGAUAUCAACGUCAUACCAUUUUAGAUAAAUCAGACACAUACAGUAUACACAAACUAAUGAGGAAUCCAUCCGAUCUGUUUUCGUGAAAAUACUAAUCUAGUCACCCCUGAUGGACCAAGGAUGUAGCACUUAGCACAAUGAGUGAGCCACCAAAGAAGAAAUUAAAACAGUCUUCUCUCUUAGCUUCAUUCAACGUUCACAAGAAAAUUGAUGUCAAAGAGGAAUCAGAAUAUGUGGUAAAUCUCGACAGUGAUAGUUGUGAAGAUCCAAGCACUAUGGAUAAAGAAGAUACAGAGAAGAGAGAUGUGUUAGCUAAGGCUGCUGAGAAAAGAGCAAAGAUGGAGACGUAUAGCCCGGUGACGACUCCGAAAAAGACUCUCAAGUCAACAACAAAUGAUUCCCCCUCGCAUGGCACAAGGUCUGCGACUGCUGCUGCUGCCGCCUUGCCUGUCCCUGGACUAUCGAAGUCGGAUUCAGUACAAUCAGAGUGUAGUGCAACGCUCGCUUAUGAUGCUGAAUCACCUUUGUUAUUCACUGACUCGGAGACAACUGACCAAGAAGAUUCCCAGAACUCCCUUGGAUCAUGGCAGCAGUGUGCUACACAGUCAAGUACUUCUGGUGAAGACUUGCAAGGAACAGGUUUUCCAUAUACUGAAAUGAAUGUGACUCCGUCCUGUUCCAUGGCCUUACCACCCCUGCAACCAUCUGCAUCUCAUAUAGUUCUGUUUAGGCCUCACCUCCAGGCUGGUAGACCUCCUCGUCCGUAUCCUGAUGCAUACAGAGAUAGUUGGGAUGCUGAUCACGUGCGGAUGCCAUGCUCAAAUGAAAAUAUUUAUCCGGUCCUAAAGGACGGGAAGAAAGAACUUAAGAACCGGUGGGACCUCAUACGAACAGCAUUACUAGACAACAUUACUUCAUCAUAUGAUGUGGAGGAAGCCAUUAUCGCAUACAAUUCAAGAUAUGAAAAUAAGUGGGAUUUCUCAGGUUUACAUACAUUCUUCACUGAGUUAUUAGAGGCAGAGGAGAGUAAUUUCUUCUUCAAACAAGUAUUUCCAAAAAUGGUGGAGCUGGCACUUCGCCUACCAAAUAUUUGUACGCAGCCACUUCCAUUGCUAAAGAAGCAAAGUGCAAAAAGUGUAUCAUUGUCAAAGGAGCAGGUAUCUUGCCUUCUUGCCAAUGCUUUCUUCUGCACCUUCCCUCGUCGAAACACAAGACAAAAACAAUCAGAGUAUUCAACAUUCCCAGACAUCAACUUCAAUAGGUUAUAUCAGGGGCAGAAAAGUGGUUACUGUCGGCGGAAAGUUGAGAAAUUGAAAUGUAUAUUCAAUUAUUUCAAGAGAGUAUUGCCUACAGCUCCAGAAGGAAUUGUCACAUUUACACGGAAGGUGCUCAGGGAUGCUCCCAAGUGGAGUGCAAGCGUAAGGAAGUUAACACGGUUGUACGUGUCGGCACAUGGUACGAUAGAGGGCAAUGGUACUGGCAUGCUUCAGGCUGAUUUUGCCAAUAAAUAUAUUGGAGGUGGUGCACUUGGCAGAGGUCUGGUUCAGGAGGAAGUACGAUUUGUUGUCUGCCCAGAGAUGUUACUGACUCGUUUAUUCACAGAGGAGUUGGACGAUAAUGAAUGUCUUGUCAUGACGGGAUGUGAGCAGUUCAGUCGGUACGAAGGAUAUGCCGACUCGUUCAAGUGGACAGGCAAUUAUAAGGACCCUUCGGAGAGUGAUUCCUGGGGGCGGAAGUAUGUUGACGUCGUUGCCAUGGAUGCCCUGCCAUUUAGAACCUAUGGCGAUCAGUUCAAACUUUCAAACCUUAAAAGAGAACUUAACAAAGCUUAUUGUGCCUUUCAUGAGCCGGAUGUGCCAAUGAAGAACCGGUCUGCCGUUGCGACCGGCAAGUGGGGAUGUGGUGCAUUUGGGGGAGAUGCGAUGUUAAAAGCACUCAUUCAGAUCAUGGCAGCAGCUGAGAGCAGCCGCGAUAUCUGUUAUUUUACCUUCGGAGAUCCAGUUCACAUGGAUGAAAUUUACGACAUUCAUACUUUCCUGGUGGCUAAGGACUGCACUGUUGGUGAUUGUUGGGCCCUGAUUAUCCAAUAUGCUAACCUCAUUGCCAAACUCAAGAAACCGAAGAAGAACUUAUUUGAGUACAUCAAGGAAUCCUACUUAGAAGUCACUAGUGACACAGAUGGCGACAGUCCAAAACCUGACAGCGAUGAUAACUUUGCACAAAAUACACCUUGAGGACCAUGGAAACAAAAGUGUUAUUUGUAUUUGAUUACAAGGCGAUCAUCAGAGUCAGGUGCUCUCCUGCCAGAUAAUUCGUAGUCUUGUGAAAGUGACAAUACAGUGGAUGUGGGAUGAAUUAGAAGGAUUGUUUACUGGUGCAGUAUCAAGACUGAUGAUUGAUGGAGGGUGCCUGUGUUUGUAUAGGCUUCUGUACGCUUCAAAAAAGUAGAUUGCCUAAAUUAUAAUCAGAUAGGUCAAGAAUUAUUCUUGUACCGAAACAAGUUUUAUACCCAUUCAACAAGUGUGAGGUUGGGACUUUAUAUUUUGUGAAAGAGCUACAGCAUUUUUUUAGGUUAUUUAUGAUUGUCUGUAGAUAGUUAAAUUUUUAAUUUAUGAUAUAAUGCUGUGACGGAGCUCAGUGAAACAUGUGCUCGUGUAAUCAUGCAGUGUGUAAAACAAUACAUGAUAAAAUAUAUUACAGAGAACGAGUUGGCUUGUUUUUAUGGGUUGUCUGAUAAAGACAUUUUGAUGGUAUUUGGCCUGGAAUGUCCUAUGACUCGGAAGAGUGAUAAAUGAUCCUUUGCCUGAAAUGUCCUAUCAUUUUGUUAAGAAACUGAAUGUGUGACAAUUGACAUUAAAAAUUCCCAUUAGACCAUGUUGUGAAAUGUCCCACAUGAGACCAUGUUGUGACUCUGACUACAGCCUGCAAGAAUGCCUGACAUGUCCCAGCAAAAGAAAAUGA